Acanthoscelides obtectus is the source of this 228-nucleotide messenger RNA. The record is from the annotation of a GenBank genome assembly. NCBI's taxonomy places the organism in Eukaryota, Metazoa, Arthropoda, Insecta, Coleoptera, Chrysomelidae.
AUGGGUGUAAAUGAAGCCGCCAGACAAUUUGGAAUACCUAAAACAACGCUAAAAGAUAGGAUUAAGAAGGGGGACGCAAUAAAACAACACAGAUUAGGUCCGUCAUCAGCGUUGGGAGAAGAUGCAGAACUAAAAUUAGUGCGACACAUAAAAAAUUGCAAACAUUUGGAUUUGCACCAGAUCGGGAGUCCGUCAGAAUAUGGGCUUUUCAACUUGCAGAAAAAUUAA